Messenger RNA from Protopolystoma xenopodis, 732 nucleotides. The record is from the annotation of a GenBank genome assembly. NCBI's taxonomy places the organism in Eukaryota, Metazoa, Platyhelminthes, Monogenea, Polystomatidea, Polystomatidae.
AUGUCACCCCACACCGGGCGUCCUCUUCGUCCCAUCUUCACUCGUCUACCCUUCGCCGUUUCUCUUCCAGACGCAACCAUUGUCAUCGUCGGCCACGCCGGCACUCUGGACGCCGUUGUGCGUCCUCUGCUUCGUCGAGACCGACUCCUCUUUUCCGGCCCCCCGCGCAACCUCUCCGGUAGCUCAUUGCUUCACUACCUGCCAUGGCGACUGCAAUCCCGAAAUCUGUCUGGUUGCCAUCAGUUGUCUCGUGGCUGUUCGCUGGCCAACUCCAGCUCUUCCACCAGCGAUGCUUCUGCUACUGAAAAUCCGUCGGCUGGUAAGUCCUGCCUCUGCAGCAUGAACGAGGCGAUUGCGAAGCGCUGUUCCGCAGUGCCCUAUUGUGGUCUUGUCAUGCUUGAAGAGCGCCUUCGUCGCAGACGUGCUUCAGGGCCCGGUUGCCUUGCCACUUCCAGCUCUCCUCUAGGGACGGACAACUCCGGUCUUUCCACCUCAUCCUCUUCGUCGUCCCCGUUGGAUCGGUCACACUCCACUGGCGCCGGAGAAGACAUCUACCUCGGCGAACUCGCCAAUGGGCUGGCGUUACAGUCAGCAAACGAAGUGACGCACACCGGUUUUAGGGAGCAGAGAUGCCCAUCGAAUCGUCGUUGGCACUUGGUGGAGCCUCCGUGUGCACUUGGCUUUACACACCAGGCCAACCCCAGCAUGGACUGGCGUAUCUUCAAGCGAUAA